AUGAAGCCCUCCGACCGGAUCUCCGUUGAGAACCAGAUCCACGUGAACCCCGAUGGUCCCCCGCCCGCAAAGCGACGGCGCGUCGAGCGAAAACCUCGUACUACCGAAUAUCUCGACCUUAGAGCCGCCUCUGAACAGAAUGAGAAAGACGAGAAACUGCUAGAGCAGUUAACUAGCGCAUUGCGCAAGAAGAAAAAGAUCGUGGUAAUUGCCGGUGCUGGAAUCUCUGUAUCAGCAGGAAUUCCCGACUUUCGAUCGUCAACGGGUCUAUUCGCUACGCUACCUAAAGAACAUGGCCUCAGGGGGUCUGGAAAGCACCUUUUCGACGCGUCUGUCUACAAGCACGACUCUACAACAUCGUCAUUUCACACAAUGGUUCGGGAUCUAUCGCAUCUUACGAAGAACGCGGAGCCCACCCCGUUUCACCAUUUAAUUGCGUCGCUUGCUAAAGAAGGUCGUCUGUUACGUCUCUACACACAAAAUGUCGACGGUCUCGAUACGUCCAUGCCGCCGCUCGCCACCACUGUGCCAUUGAAUACCAAGGGUCCGUGGCCGAAGACGAUUCAGCUUCAUGGUGGACUGGCUAAGAUGGUAUGCUCUAAAUGCUGCGAGAUAAGCGACUUCGACGGCUCGCUGUUUGAAGGUCCAGAAGCGCCGCUCUGCAAGGGAUGCGAAGAGACAGACAAUGUACGCACCUCUCAUGCCGGAAAGCGCAGUCAUGGGAUUGGAAGGUUACGGCCGCGAAUGGUGCUCUAUAACGAAUACAAUCCGGACGAGGAAUCGAUUGCCAAUGUCGUCCGAGCCGACAUUCGCUCUCGACCUGACGCUGUCAUUGUCGUCGGCACUAGCAUGAAAAUCCCUGGUGUGCGGAACAUGGUCAAAGAUAUGUGCCGGGUGGCGCGAGAACGAAAGGGUGGGAUGACCGCCUGGAUCAACUUGGAUCCGGAACCUACUGGUGCCGACCUAAAGAAUUGCUGGGACCUCGUUGUGCAAGGCAAAUGCGACGAUGUUGCCUCGUUGGUUCACCUACCCCGCUACGAUGAGACCAUUGACGAGGCCGUGGUAAUCGAUGAGAAGAAAUUCAAAGAAGACGUCCGCGGCGUUAAGCUUGAAGUAGAGAUUAGGAAAAAUGCGCCCACAGCCGGCACGUCAGUUAAAGGAGAAUCACGUGACAUAUCGCCUAUCGAAGCGAAAUCGCAGUCUAUCGAGAAUAUCCAGGGUAUGCCAACACCUUCCGCCAGCCCCAAAGUGCGAGCGGCUUUGCCUGUGGCAAAAUCCGCACCCAAGCAGAGCAAGCUCUCAUUCCCCGGCACGGUCUCAUCCACAACUACUUGCCCGCCGCCCAAGGAUACCAAGAAGACAACCAAGCGAAAGCCCAGACAGACCAAGAAAACAGAACCAAAGCCUCCCAAGGCUACUAUCAGUACUACUUUCAAGGCUACUAAGGCCUCAAGGGCGGUUUCUUCCAAAAUUCCUGCGAAGCGAGACUUAGAAUCAGGACCAGAACCAGAACCGACUGUCCCCUCUCCCCGAUCUGCUAUGCGUGACGAAUUCUCUCUACGACCUCGUAAUAAGCCUAUUGAACAGCCGACCGAGCCACUUCAGCCCAUUGAAAGAGUUCCCAGCACUCCCCCGCAACAGCCUGCACGCAAACUGCCCCCCGGCACAAUCUCCCCUACAUCUAAACCUCGGGGUUUCGCGUUACUCAUCGAUUAA
This is a messenger RNA of Daldinia caldariorum, 1716 nucleotides long. RefSeq names its product DHS-like NAD/FAD-binding domain-containing protein. The coding region runs from base 1 to 1716 and encodes 571 amino acids. Lineage: Eukaryota; Fungi; Ascomycota; Sordariomycetes; Xylariales; Hypoxylaceae. Gene Ontology annotation, biological process: regulation of DNA repair; negative regulation of transcription by RNA polymerase II; replication-born double-strand break repair via sister chromatid exchange. Gene Ontology annotation, molecular function: histone deacetylase activity, NAD-dependent; NAD+ binding. The record is from RefSeq and is a predicted model, not a curated record. Gene Ontology annotation, cellular component: mating-type region heterochromatin. The transcript has 2 exons.